GGUGGCCAAGACCCCGCGCAGAGCCAGUCCACCCUCGAGUGGAUGGUCCCCCUUCAGGACGGGAAGCACCGCCACCUGGCGGCCCGGAGGGGCAUGCGCGGUGGGCACGCGGCGAUGCCCGUGCCCUACCGACAGCUCGCGCCUGACGCACGCGAACCAAGCUUCAGUCUGUGCCUGCGCGGCACGAGGCGGCUCCUGCCGCCGAAGUUAUGGGGGCACAUCUAUGCCCGCGAUUAGACGUCUAAACGACGUCACUACGCACGCGGGAUAUGACACCCUCGAGAACGUGCUCUGUGGUCACGUGGACUGCGCUACGGACAAGUCGCCAACGUCGUGGGAGGUGACAUCGCGCUUUCGUGGAAGUGACGGCUGAUAACUACGCAGUGAAGGGGUCUGCAGACUCCAAGGGAUGGAAGCGCUGCUGGAGCACUGGGACUACAGGGUGGCUGGAUUGAGACGGACACCGACAAAGGUCACAGGAUGUCGUUAGGGUAGCUAAGUGACAACCGUGUUCCUUAAAACAAA
This is a messenger RNA of Phytophthora infestans T30-4, 525 nucleotides long. RefSeq lists its product as uncharacterized. The coding region runs from base 224 to 373 and encodes 49 amino acids. Lineage: Eukaryota; Oomycota; Peronosporomycetes; Peronosporales; Peronosporaceae. The record is from RefSeq and is a predicted model, not a curated record. The transcript has a single exon.